This is a messenger RNA of Theobroma cacao (cacao), 1930 nucleotides long. The record is from RefSeq and is a predicted model, not a curated record. Lineage: Eukaryota; Viridiplantae; Streptophyta; Magnoliopsida; Malvales; Malvaceae.
UUAUUUUCCUUUUUCUUUUCAAUCUGUUUUUCUUCGUGGGUUCUCUCUGCCCCUGCCCUGUUUGAUUGGUAAAGAUUUUGAAACGCCGUGUUUUGUUUUCUCCCUUUCAAAUAAACCAGACCAAGCCUGGCGAACGACGGUCGUUGUUUCGUUCUCCAAGGGUUGAGAUAUCUGUCCCGCUUAGACUUGGUCGUAUAUGAACGCCUAGUUCUUUAGUUUCGGGGAAAGGAAUCAGAGCAAUCCAUCGGUGGGUCGCACUAGCACCACUGCCCGCGCACUUUAGCAGGACAGGCGCAGGUUAAUCAUGAUUGUCAACGUGAAGGAAUCAACAAUGGUACGGCCGGCGGAGGAGACUCCACGGCAGAGCCUGUGGAACUCCAACGUGGACUUGGUCGUACCUAGGUUCCAUACCCCUAGUGUCUACUUCUACAGGCCGACGGGUGCGUCCAACUUCUUUGACCCGCAGGUAAUGAAGGAGGCUUUGAGCAAGGCCCUGGUGCCGUUUUACCCCAUGGGCGGCCGGUUGAAGAGGGAUGAAGAUGGAAGGAUCGAGAUUGAUUGCAAUGGUGAAGGGGUGCUCUUAGUUGAGGCUGAAACUAAUUCUGUUAUUGAUGAUUUUGGUGAUUUUGCCCCCACCUUGGAGCUCAGGCAGCUCAUCCCAACUGUUGAUUAUUCCGGUGGCAUCGGUACUUACCCGCUCUUGGUUUUGCAGGUCACGUAUUUCAAAUGUGGUGGAGCUUCACUAGGUGUUGGUAUGCAACAUCAUGCGGCAGAUGGGUUUUCUGGUCUCCACUUUAUCAAUACAUGGUCUGAUAUGGCUCGUGGUCUUGACCUCACAAUUCCACCAUUCAUCGAUCGGACCCUUCUCCGUGCCCGGGACCCCCCUCAACCUGUGUUCCACCACAUUGAAUACCAACCGCCUCCUGCAAUGAACACCCCACCCCAAUCCACAGGUCCUGAAAGCACAGCAGUCUCUAUUUUCAAAUUGACCCGGGAACAGCUCAAUGCACUCAAAGCUAAGUCCAAGGAAGAUGGUAACACUGUUAAUUAUAGCUCAUACGAGAUGUUGUCGGGUCACGUGUGGAGAUCUGUCUGCAAGGCACGUGGACUUGCUGGUGAUCAAGGGACCAAAUUAUACAUUGCAACUGAUGGAAGGGCUAGGUUGCGCCCCCCACUCCCACCUGGUUACUUUGGAAAUGUGAUUUUCACUGCUACCCCAAUUGCAGUGGCAGGUGAUCUACUGUCAAAGCCAACAUGGUAUGCUGCUGGGACGAUUCAUGAUGCAUUGGCUCGGAUGGAUGAUGAUUAUCUUAGGUCAGCCCUUGAUUACCUAGAACUUCAGCCAGAUUUAUCCGCCCUCGUUCGCGGGGCACAUACUUUUAAGUGUCCCAAUCUUGGGAUUACUAGUUGGGCUAGGCUACCAAUUCAUGAUGCAGAUUUUGGAUGGGGCCGGCCCAUAUUUAUGGGCCCAGGCGGGAUUCCUUAUGAGGGGUUAUCUUUCGUAUUACCAAGUCCAACCAACGAUGGGAGCCUGUCAGUUGCCAUCUCACUGCAAGCCGAACACAUGAAACUGUUUGAGAAGCUCAUUUAUGACAUAUAAAUGAGGAACCACAUAGAAACCGUAUAGUCUGAACCUGGUCUAUUUCAUAUAUGCCAGAAAGACAGUUUUUUUAAUGAUAGGCGUGUUUCUUUCCCAAUUUUUUCAUACAUGUUAAUGUCAGAAAGGCUAGUCACAUUUCACUUGAAAUGUACCUUAAAUUCAGACUGCACUAGGCACAUGCCAUAUGCUUAUGCAUAUAAAGACCUUGGACUGAAAUUGUAUUCCUAAUUUGGUACAAUAACAGUGUUGUUGAAUAUUAUGACAAGGGUUGCCCCAAAGGGAGGUGGUACUAAUUUAACAUUUCGUAUAUUAAAGUUACUUUUGAAGGAA